This is a messenger RNA of Rangifer tarandus platyrhynchus (Svalbard reindeer), 1158 nucleotides long. Lineage: Eukaryota; Metazoa; Chordata; Mammalia; Artiodactyla; Cervidae. The record is from the annotation of a GenBank genome assembly.
AUGAAGAUGCUUCCCGGCGUGGGUGUGUUUGGGACCGGCAGCUCCGCCCGGGUUCUGGUCCCACUGCUGCGGGCAGAGGGGUUCACGGUGCAGGCCCUGUGGGGGAAGACUGAGGAGGAGGCCAAGCAGCUCGCUGAGGAGAUGAACAUCGCCUUCUACACCAGCCGGACGGAUGACGUCUUGCUGCAUCAAGAUGUGGAUCUGGUGUGCAUCAAUAUGCCCCCUCCGCUCACCCGGCAGAUAUCUGUGAAGGCUCUAGGUAUUGGGAAGAAUGUGGUUUGUGAGAAGGCGGCAACCUCAGUGGAUGCUUUCCGGAUGGUGACGGCCUCGCGCUACUACCCUCAGCUGAUGAGCCUCGUGGGGAACGUGUUGCGCUUCCUGCCCGCCUUUGUGCGCAUGAAGCAGCUGAUCGCCGAGCACUACGUGGGCGCAGUGAUGAUAUGUGACGCACGUGUCUACUCGGGGAGCCUGCUCAGCCCCAACUAUGGCUGGAUCUGCGAUGAACUCAUGGGCGGCGGGGGCCUGCACACCAUGGGCACCUACAUUGUGGACCUGCUGACCCACCUUACCGGCCAGAGAGCUGAGAAGGUCCAUGGGCUGCUCAAGACCUUUGUGAGGCAGAAUGCGGCCAUCCGCGGCAUCCGGCACGUCACCAGCGAUGACUUCUGUUUCUUCCAGAUGCUCAUGGGCGGGGGUGUGUGCAGCACAGUAACUCUAAACUUCAACAUGCCAGGCGCCUUUGUGCACGAGGUCAUGGUGGUGGGCUCCGCGGGACGCCUGGUCGCCCGGGGCGCGGACCUCUACGGGCAGAAGAACUCUGCCCCGCACGAGGAGCUGCUGCUGAGGGACUCGCUGCCCGUGGGUGCGGGGCUGCCCGAGCAGGGCGCCCAGGACGUCCCGCUGCUCUACCUGAAGGGCAUGGUCUACAUGGUGCAGGCUCUGCGCCAGUCCUUCCAGGGGCAGGGGGACCGCCGCACGUGGGACCACACCCCUGUCUCCAUGGCCGCCUCGUUCGAGGACGGGCUCUACAUGCAGAGUGUGGUGGAUGCCAUCAAACGGUCGAGCCGAUCUGGGGAGUGGGAGGCGGUAGAGGUGCUGGCAGAGGAGCCCGACGCCAACCAGAACCUGUGCGAGGCGCUCCAGCGGAACAACCUGUGA